AUGAACUUCGGGAGCGCAUACGCUCUUCACGACAGCGAUGAUGAGGAUGAGCGCGUCAUGGAAGACGCUCCGCCAUCGGGCCCGCUCUCUUCGAUGGGCGCGGUUCCCUUUGGCGCCGGCCCCGCCUUGACUCGCGCCUUCGCAGGAUCCCCACCUGCACCCCAGCCUGCUGGAACGAACAUCCCCAACUUUAUCGGCUUGGUUGGUGGCGUAGGAAUCCCUCACGAUGCACCUGUGCCGGCGGCAGCCCCUCCCGCGGCGGGGGCGGCGGCGGCGGGGGCGGGAGGGGCAGGAGUGCCGCUGUGGCCUCCUCCGCCCAUGAAAGCGAGCGCUGGAGUACCAGCGUCAAGGCUCCCGGUUGAUUUGGGCGCAUCCAUCGGAGGUGAUGAUGGUACAAGUGGGAAGAAGGCCAAGGCCAAGAAGGCAUAUCGGAGAUGCGGUUUUACUCCGAACGACGGCGCAGGCAGGGACUCUGCCGCCGCAGGCAGGGGCUCUGCCGCCGCCAGGCCGCCGCAGGCGCCGGCUCCUCCUCGGUCGAGGACAUGGACGCGCAAGGUGGACACGAACAUCCUGAACGUGGACAUGGCCGCCCUCGGCAACGCCGCGCCCUACGCCACGGGAGACGCGACCAUCUGCAACGACUGCCGGGCCUGCCUCAGCGCCGUGUCGGUCCUCGCCCCCGUCAGCGACGACUCGGGGGCCGUCGUCGAAGACGUGUACGACUGGACGUGCGAGUUCUGCCACAAGACGAACCGAGUCGAGCUCGGACGGGGAGAACUGCCCGUGGUCGGGCAGGAUAGCGUGGACUACGUCCUGGAGGCCGCGCCCGCUACCGCUGCGGCUGCCACGCAGGGGAAGGGGGCUGGCGCUGACCAGGACGAGUCUGCCGUUCUCUUCGUGAUCGACACGAGCGGCUCGAUGUGCGUGACCACGGCCGUGGAAGGUCGUCUAGCCCUGCGCGGAGACCGCACCAAGGACAUGAGCCGUCUUCUUACCGCGGAGGAUGCCAGCAACCAGCACAUGCCGGGGCAGCGGAGAGGAAUGACGUACGUCUCCCGGCUCCAGUCCAUGCAGGCCGCUAUCGACGAUCAGCUCGAGACCAUGGCCAAGGAGACGCCGUCCCGCCACGCCGGGAUCGUGACCUUCAACGGCGAGGUCUCCCUGAUCGGCGACGGGUCCGGCGACUCCCGCGUCGUGGCCGGGGACCGCCUGUCGGACGGGGAGGCCCUGAAGGAGGUGGGGCGGGCGUACCCGCUCUCGAGGCCCAUCUCGGAGGCCAAGUCUCGCCUGGCCGACCGCCUCUUCGCGCUCGAGGAGGGCGGGCCGACCGCCCUGGGCCCCGCCGUCGUGGCCGGCCUGUCCAUGCUCAAGGAACGGGGAGGUCGUGGAUCCCGCCUGGUGCUCUGCACGGACGGGCUGGCCAACGUGGGCCUCGGAGCCCUCGACGACCUCCAGAAUGACGAACAGAGGCAGGUUGCCGAGUCCUUCUACGAGGACCUUGGCCGCGAGUCGUCCGGGAACGGGGUGACGAUCGACGUGGUCUCCGUGGACAGCGACGCCUGCGACCUGGAGAACCUCGGCGCCAUGGCCGACGUGUCCGGGGGCACCGUGACCAGGGUCAAGGCCUCCGACCUCACGUCCAACUUCGCGGGCAUCCUGGCCAACCCCAUCCUCGCUUCUCAGGUCUCCGUCCGCGUGACGCUGCACAAGGGACUCAAGUUCCGGAACGCCGACGUCGGGGCCGAAGUGAACACGCUUGACAGGGACAUCGGCAACGUGACCCGUGAGACGGAGCUCAACUUCGAGUACCAAGUGCGCAGCAGGACGGAGCGCCGGGCGCUGGGAAUCGAAGACAACGGCAUCAUUUCUUCGCCGACGGUCAGGAUUGAGACCCCGCCGAACGCUGCUGAUCCUACCCCUGGAGCCGGCGCCGGCGCUGGCGCGGCCGCUAUUCCCACCCCGCCUCCCCUGCCGCCCGCUGCCGCCGCCGCUAUGCCCACCUCACCACCCGCCGCCGCCGCCGCCGCCACCGCCGCCGCUCCUCCCACCUCGCCGGCCCCGGCGGCGGAGACUCCUCGCGCAGCCCUUCCGUUCCAGGUUCAGAUCAGCUACACCCGUCUUGACGGCACCAAGUGCUUGCGUGUACUCACCAAGACCCAGCGGGUUACAAAGAGCAAGGCUGCCGCGGAGAGGUCCAUGGAGAUGGCGGUGGUGGCUGGCCACGCCUCUAGCGCCUCCGGCGUCCUGGCAAGCAAGGGCGCCUACCAGUCCACCCGUGUGACGAUGCGGGCCUGGAACAACCUCAUGUCGAGGAACCAAACCCGGGAGACACGGGCCCAGGUGGAAACCUACGGCAUGGCGAUGCAAGCUCUUGACUCGGAGGUUGUUCAGGCCCAGAGGUCCGAAGGCGGGGCGGGCUUCGGUCAUGCGGGCGGAGCUGUGGACGACGUCUUGGAGAGUCUAGUCCACGGCAGGGCCCGCAAGUCGGCCCGCUCCGGCAACGACAGCCUGUCCUACAAUGCCUUCAGGGCCAAGAGUGGCUCCAAGAAAAAGUACCAACCCGAACCGACCGACCGCAAAUGAAAACGCCGGCCGCACAGACGUGGUCUGUUCGAAGAUGGGCUAUACAAAGCCAAGAGCGUUCGGAUCCUGAGGUCGUUUGAAAGAGGUCAAUUCGCGCGAAUAAUGUAGAAUUCAGAAUAUUCGUGGUAGUGUAGAAAUCGGAUUGAUAUAGAUGAGGGAUCGAGGGUUGUCGAACUCUCAGCCUGUGCCGGGAUGAAACCGUAGGCAUGAAGGAAGGGCGAAGGGCGUAGAAGAGAGAAAAAGUCAAAAGUUUGGGGCUGGCUCUAUUUGCGUGAUUGAACCUAGAAAGCAUUGAAAGAAAAUGAAGAAAAAAUGUCUCUCCGUGUAAAGCGUAUUUUUUCAUGUGUGGGUAUGUUUGUUGUGUCGGAGGGACACUUUUGCCCAUCUGACCCCUCGGUUUGGUGUCGUGUUCAGGGAGGAGCAGAAAACGAUAUCACUAUUUAACUGGUAGCCGUGCCUCGAAGGACGUACGCGCUACCAUGGCCGUUCUUGCGAAGCUCUAUCGCUUACUUACCAAGAACAUUCGACAUCAUCAAUCGGACACCACGUAGAUGGGGGAUGGUGGGAUAGCAUGGGUUCGGGGCUGCAAGAGGCGGUGGUUUAUCGAAACGGUUUCAACACAUGGAGGAAGGAGUGAGCAAGGGAUUGGGACUGCAACAGAGAAUUGGCAGUUGAUGAAAGUUGUGAAAAAAAGUAGAUACACGAGAGAUCAGUUGGGUACGUAACGCAGCGGCGGCAAGAGUUUGAGUGUACCACACCAACAAGCGCAGGCCAAAGACGGGCUAUAGUUUGGCUGCGCUCCAGGUGUUUGCACCGACAGGCUAUUUGCCGUGGCAGCGCCGAAGAGAGUGCGGUAGACCCAAGGAAGUAAGGACGGUGGUCGACGGGAGCGAUCACUGAUGUAGGAAUAUAGUGGAGGUUGGAAGCUUUCCAGCACCUGGUAGGCAGGAGAUGUCGAAGUGGGGGCGUAAACGAGCCGCUGGCUGAAAGUGUGUUGCUGUUACGUAAGCGGAUACUCUUUGUAAGUACUUGACUUUAGCUUGGUGUUGUCCGAUUCACAGUCCUGAGCCGCUCAGUCACACCAUAGAAACAAGGAUGUUUACGAGAUUGACGGUGCGGCUGGGGGUCUUGAAGCUUAAAGAAACGGCUUUUCCUUCGCGAAACGUGGGUUUGAGUUUCUAUCUAAGUUGCUCCUCAGCGUAUUUGUGAAUGAAUGCCCAUUUUUCAACCUCGAUUUUGGGAGGAGACCUGGGACACGGGGCGGCUUACGUGAACAAUACAGCAGGGGAACAGUG
Messenger RNA from Ectocarpus siliculosus, 3878 nucleotides. The record is from the annotation of a GenBank genome assembly. NCBI's taxonomy places the organism in Eukaryota, Phaeophyceae, Ectocarpales, Ectocarpaceae.